GGGUGGGGUUUCCGUGUUCCAUGUUGGUAGCCGCACAGGGUUUUCCUCCGUCAGAGAGCAAAGAAGCAAGCUGCGAAGAUUGUUCUGUUGCGCUCCAAAUAGGGGACGGGGUCACAGCUGUAUUGUAUAUUCAGUCUACACGCAUAUAUAUAUAUAUAUAUAUAUAUAUAGUCCAUUGAUAUUUUAGGAAUGGUGUCAGGUCCCGUAUUGGAGGCUGAGAUGAAAUAGCCUAGACAAAACGAGGACUUCAACACGCCCAAAGCAAUCGAUCAAUGCGCAUCGCCACUCACGGGAGAAGACUCACAACGGGUACCAGAAAACGGUCUCAUACUACCCCGAGACGGUUGAUUGAGAGAGUGAGAGACACACACAGAAGAGAAGAGGAGAAGAAAAGAGAGAAAAAGGACUACAGAAGAAAAUUGGACUGGAGCAACCACCAAGAAGGAUUUAAGACAUUUUGAAUAACCCCCAAGAAGUUGUUCUAUACAUUUUUAUAACGUUCCUCGAUGUUUUUUUCCUCCUCGUUUGAAUUGAGAACCAUUUACUAAGGAGUGACAGUGACGUUUCCUGUUGUAUUCAUUCUCCUCUUUGUGGUUUACAGUAACAGUUUACUGUAAUUUUGGACCCCUAUGUUGGUUUGGACAAAAGCACACCUGUGACUUUUCUCACAUUCUUGAUUUGGAGCAACUGAGUGUGAGAGGUGUGAAAGCCAGCGGGAGGGAAGGGGAAUUUUGGCUAUUUGUGUCUUUCUCUUUCUCUUUUGUCUUCUCACCUAUCUUUCCAUUUGUGGGUUUAAGAGGAAGAGGAAAAAGGGUUUACAACUGGGUAUCAGUGACAUUCUGUUCUGGUUUCACCCGAGCACAAGUACUCCCGUGUGUGAGUGUGUUUGUGUUUAGUGUGUGUGAGGCAAGCUUCCUGACGGUGAUAUAAGACUAAUAAGAGCGGAAAAGGAAAGACGCUACCGUGUGUCACUCUCUGGGAAAAUGGGAUCGGAAAAGGACUCGGAAUCCCCCCACUCCUCGGUGAGCGGCAUUCCCAACCCCAAAUGCCGGGCACCGAGAAAACGCCAAGGACGCAUCUCCUUCCACAGCCUCUUCCACAGCAAACGGGGUUCCCGGAGCGCCAAAGCAGGGGCAGCCACCCCUUUAUCCCAGCUCCACAACCAACAGCAUCAACAACAGCAACUUGCCCCCCUUGUUCCCCCUGUAGUCCCUUCCACCCCCACACCCGACCCAGCCCCUACCAACACCGCCACGGACCUUCCCCAGGGCCCAGCCACCGCUCAGACCUCCACCCCAGCAGAGCCCCUCUCUUCCAGCCGGACCUCCCUGGGUCCCCCCCAGUCCUCCAGCUCCACCACCUCCAGCUCCUCUCCUCCAGCAGACUUCCUGGAGUGCCCCCUGUGCCUGGUGCCCCAACCCCCCGAACAGCUCCCCGAGCUGCUGGGCUGCAGCCACCGCUCCUGCCUGUGCUGCCUGCGCCAGUAUCUGCGCAUCGAGAUCACGGAGAGCCGCGUCCAUCUCAGCUGCCCCGAGUGCUCGGAGCGCCUGGCGCCUCAUCAGGUGGCGGACAUCUUGGGCGACGCAGCCCUGCUGGAGAAGUAUGAGGAGUUCCUGCUGCGACGCUGCCUGGCCUCCGAUCCGGACUGCCGCUGGUGUCCCGCGCCCGACUGCGGGUUUGCAGUGAUCGCUUCGGGUUGUGCCAGCUGCCCCAGGCUGGUGUGUCGUAGAGAGGGCUGCUUGGCUGAGUUCUGUUACCACUGCAAGCAGGCGUGGCACCCCAACCAGACCUGUGACUCGGCCCGCCAGCAAAGGGCAUUCUUCCUGCACCCGCAUAGCAACCACUCACCCAGCUACAUGCAGGAGCACGGGCCUGCUGAUGACAUCAAGCCCUGCCCACGAUGUGGCGCCUACAUAAUCAAGAUGAACGACGGCAGCUGUAACCACAUGACCUGUGCCGUGUGUGGUUGUGAGUUCUGCUGGCUCUGCAUGAAGGAGAUCUCUGACCUGCACUACCUCAGUCCAUCAGGGUGUACGUUCUGGGGAAAGAAGCCGUGGACUCGUAAGAAGAAGAUCCUGUGGCAGCUGGGCACACUGAUCGGAGCCCCAGUGGGCAUCACCCUCAUCGCUGGUAUCGCUGUGCCUGCCAUGGUCAUUGGCCUCCCCGUCUAUGUGGGGCGCAAGAUUCACGCCCAUUAUGACGGGAUGAAGACCAACCGCCACAGGAGGAACCUGGCCAUCACAGGGGGAGUGGCCCUGUCAAUCGUCACAGCUCCUGUGAUUGCAGCCGUCAGCGUGGGUAUUGGUGUGCCCAUCAUGUUGGCGUAUGUCUAUGGAGUUGUGCCCAUCUCUCUGUGCCGCGGAGGAGGCUGUGGCGUCAGCCGAGGAAAGGGGCGUGGCAUGCGGAUCGACUUUGACGAGGACGAUGGCCCUAUCACAGUGGCUGAUGCUUGGCGGGCCCUCAAGUCCCCCAGCCUGGGUGAGAGCAGCCUGGAGGGGGCAGCCAGCGGCCUCAGCACCACCUCCCCCAGCGAUGGUCUCUCUGUGGCCCCUGGGGUCCUGGGGGACACCCCCCACUUUAACACUUUGGCCGGGGGCGCCCUUGGAGCCAGGACUGGCAAAUACAACAGGUUGGAGCUCCAGGGAGGGGAGCUGGGGAAGGAUGGUGCCCAGAGAGAGACAGGUAGUCUGGGAGCGGGUAGUGACUGUGCCAGCACCCGGGGCAUGGCAGGCUCCAUUAUCUCCUCCUACACACUACCUGACAGGGACUGUAAUAACCUGGAGAUCCAGGUGGACAUCGAGACUAAACCCAGCCACCUCUGCUUGACCAGUGAGGAAGACCUAAACACGCCCCCUGCUGCUAUGGCAGCAUGCCCUGGCUCAGGGGGGGAGGAGCCUCAGGACUGCAGCUCCAGAAGGGGCGGGGCUCUGUUUGGCUCAGCACUAGGCCUGUCUCCAGGGGCGUCGCUCAGGGAGGGGCUUCGCGAUGUCACUUUGGCCCAGCCCGAGAGCAUCCGCAGCGACCUGGAGAUGUCCGAUACCCAAUCAGACGACAUCGCCGAGCUGACGUCAGACGACUGUGAUUCGCCUCAUCUCAAAAGCUGCCGGCCCUCUCAACCCCAGGCCACCUGCAGACCCCUUGUCACCUCCGACAGCCUGCACUGUCCCCCGGAUAACGUCAUCCUCUAUGUUUAAGAGUCCGACUGUCUUUGAGAGCUCUCUAAGAUUGCACAAAUCCAAAAGGUUUUUGUUUUAGCUUUUCUCCAUUGAUUGAUUGAGCGUUUCAGUCAUUUUUUUUUGCUGCUUUUUUUGUUUACAAAACAUCUGACCUGCAGACAACACCCUAUCUACACGUGUCUGUCUUUCUAUCAACAUGUCGAUCUCCUUGCAGAGAAUUGGCAAGGUUCUACCUCUCUGAGAUUUAAUACAACAAUUUUUGUUUACUUCUUGGUGCAAAAAUGCCUUGGCUACUUAAGCAAACCUUUUUUUUUUAAACAAGACGUACAAAUUUGCCACAAGAAAUACUGCAAAAAAAAAAAAAAGGAAACAAGGUGAAAUGUCACCAAGCACACCAAUGAGUGAAGGAUUGUGGGGAAUAGGAUUUGUACUAUGGAAAGGGGAUGUUUUUAGGGAUGCGUGAGUGUGGCAUUUGUACUGGACUUUGUAGGCUUGAUUUCCAAUUUUUUUUCUAUUUAUAAUUGAAUGAUCUUGAAAUUGAAUUAUUUGCUGUGUCCAUGAGUCUGCAUGAACUGCGUUUUGUAUGGGUGUAUAGGCCUACAAGCAUAAUACGUACCUAAUACACUGGUGGAGUUUACAGUAGUUUGUACAGAGACAUGACUUUUAGAUGCGAUCUGCACUUGAAUCUCAGCUGCACAGAGAAGAAGAAAUUAGGGGUUAAUGAGAUCCGAUGCCGUGGAAGAUGGACAAGUACUGAACCAGCAGACAGUUCCACUUGAAGGACUGACUGCCUGCCUUACAGACACUGACGAACACUGGCUUUCUGACAUGCUAGCUGUCUGACCCACUCGAAUGGUGUGUGUGUGUGUGUGUGUGUGUGUGUGAGAUUGAAAGUGUGUGCUACUCACUCACAAAGACCUAUAAAGUCACAAUAUACAUUUUCAGUAGAAAAUUAUAGUAGAAUGGAAGGACUUUUUGUGAUUGUAUUUGUUUGUCCCACUAUCGAGUGAAUUUAUGAAUGAGCACUUGUGCACUUUAUUUAAAUAUUCAGCUUUUUUUGCUAUUCAUUGUCAAGUUUUCGUCCAUUGCUUAAAAUCACACUUGUACAAUCAUAGCCAAAUGUUGAUUAUCAGAAACCUUUUUACAGUGUAACAACAUUUUGCAGACUCAUUUUAAUUUCUUCAAGAAUAAUUACUAGAGCUUAUUUUUGCUGUUUACAAACCAUGUGCUUCAGUUUCAGUUCUUAAAGAUAUCCCCAUUUACCAUAGACGUCAUGAGAAAUCUCUAUAUGGGAACAUUGUUUCACUUCAAAUAAGCUUUAUUGGGUCAAAUCAUACGAUUGGGUAGAGCUUAGUAUGGUAUGUUGAUGUAAUUCAGUUUUGGCUUAUUUCUGCCUAUGAGAAACCACAUGAAUGUACCACGGAUUGAAAUAGAACUUCCUAAAUAUGAAAGGAGGAUUUACCAUUAAUAACACACCUAGAUGUGGCGAUUUUAGCAUGUAAAUCUUGGUGGGGCAAACUCCCAUUUUUUUUUUUAGAUGCAUGCCAGCAAAGCUACUACACAACACUAAACAAUACAUUAACAGCACUAUAAUGGUGACAAACAGUGCCUGCAAACUGUAAGGGCCUAUAUAAAGCUGUCCCAACAGCAAAGCUUUCUUUUCAGCACCAUGGAGUGAAUCCUUACCACUGCUUACACCUGGCUAUCAGCAGAGCCUUGUCUGGCAGCGAAACAGUUCAUUCAGCCUCUUUAAAAAACAUAGCUGAUAUGGCUGACUUGCUUAAACAAAUGUGGUUUCUGUACAAACUAUGGCAUAAGGGGACGACGAGCGGAUAAGAGGCAAUCUGUAAUUUUGAUUAAGACAUUGAUGAGCGAGCUAAUACGGACGUAGUCAAUUUAACUACUUGUUAUGUACUUUUGAAAUGUACAGCUACAGAAUUCAAAACAGAGUCCAUUCUUACAGUAUUCUCCCUGGACACCAAGUCAGAACUGUAGGAUAAAUAAAGAGGGCAUAUAAGCAGACAAUGAAAGCUCUUACAAUAUUCAAUGAUUACAUUUAUCUAAAACAGGCUAUAGGCUAUAUGUGCACCACCAAGUCAGAACAGUAGGCUAAGUUAUGAGGGGGAAAGGGACCAAGGAAGGUGGCACAGCAUUCCUCAUCAAACUUUGUCAUCAAAGUCUGGUAUUCUCUGGAUUUAUGGUGCUUUUGAGACAACUGGGAACUCUGGGGAAAAAACAAGGUUGAAUCCUGACCUCCAGUGGUCUUCCAAUUGGAGCUCUAGAAAGAGGCCUGGGUUCCCGACUUGGAAUUUUAAGUUUGAUGACCAUUCAAAACAUAUUUUUCCAGUUGGAGCUAGUUUUUUAAACUCACUUUUUGAGUUAUUUUUGAACUCACUGAAGUCUGAGAUUUCCCAGUUCUGAGUUUCCAGUUGUUUUGAAUGUGGCAGAAGUCUUGUUGGAUUGACAGCAUGAAUGUUUAUCCUUUUAAUCUGGGAAAAGAGACCCUUAAACCCAGACAUAGACCACACACCCAUUCCACUGAAUAGCAGGCUAGUGAUUGCUUUGCAACGCUUGCAGUUAGCCACUGAUUCCUUCCAAAUCACUCAUUGUUGAAUUUGCGAUGUCCAACUUGUGUAAUAUUUAUGUCCAACCGCAGAUGAGCACCGAUACGUUUUAUCUAUAAUUUCUCUUCAUUAUGACAAGGAUUGAAAAGGAUUUGCCAGUAGAUUGUCAAUGUGAUUCAUGAUGAUGACUGCUUGACUAGCUUGCUAGCUAAGAUUUUGAAAGUAUGAUGUUGACAUGAUCAGUCCACUCAAAGCUACGGUAGAUAUAACGAGAUUUGACAAUUUUAUCUGUGGCCAAUGACCUUGAGCUUUUUUGGAUGGGCUCUUCUAAUGUAACUCUAAGGCUUGAAUUUUUUAGCUCUACCCGUAGAUUUUUCAGUGACGUAGUGUCCCCAUGAGUGACAGAACACUGAGCCAGUCACGGCGCAACUAGAGAAGAUUACCAACCCCUACGCUCCAUAUUUUCCGCUGGCUGCCUCACCACCACAGAAAGCACUGAGCUAGGCUGAAACACCUGCAUUUUGAAGCUGCCUUACUCAAGAAAGCAAAAAAGAGACCCAUGUUUGUAUGCGGCUUUAUUAACUCAAUUAUUUAAUUUUAAUUUUAUAUUGUUUGAAAGAUAUGUAACACUUAUUAAUACCAAAAUAACAUGCAAAACAGACAACAGGAGGGGCUCAAAACAGGUGGGGCUCUGCCCUGAAUGAUGGGUCGCCACUGGAUGUGGAUAAAAUAGUUAUAAAUAUAUACUGUAAAUAGUAAUAUAAAAGUAUUAUAUAUAAAUGUGUAUCUCCUGACACUGUUUUGUAAGCCCCUAUAUGGGGCCGAACACACAGGACUGUGAAAAACGUUGUGGACAUAUUUUGGGAAAAUAAACACAUUUUCUGUUGCACCAA
Messenger RNA from Oncorhynchus kisutch (coho salmon), 6633 nucleotides. RefSeq names its product E3 ubiquitin-protein ligase RNF19B-like. Bases 984 to 3194 code for a protein of 736 amino acids. Gene Ontology annotation, molecular function: ubiquitin-protein transferase activity; zinc ion binding. Lineage: Eukaryota; Metazoa; Chordata; Actinopteri; Salmoniformes; Salmonidae. Gene Ontology annotation, biological process: protein ubiquitination. The transcript has 9 exons. The record is from RefSeq and is a predicted model, not a curated record.